AUGCGAGGCUGCGCCUUUGUCCUGAUCCUGGUACCGCAAGGUCUAGCAAUUGUGUGAUUCCAAUGUGUGCCUUAUCUCGCAACUACGUUUAAUUUGACAAACCAAAAUGCCCAAGGUUAUUGGAUAUACACCCCCUUUCCUGUCACGACCGUCGUCAGGCUCCAAAAUCUUCACAGACCCCGAGCCUCAAUCGCCCGCCUCUCCCUCCAAACGUUCCUCUUACCUUGGCGCACUUCCCUCGACACAAUACCAAGGACCUAGGAGGUUGGUCGCUAGUAGGGGGACGGAGAUAUUCACGGUUGUGGGCAAUAAAAUCAGAUGGGCAGAUCUCAGCGCAGUUCGAGAUGAAUGGGAGGAUAACACCCAGUCUGGCGCCAGUCGGUUUGGACUGUCUCGCUCUGACGCAACGGAAGCGACAGGAGACAGUGUUUACAGAACAUUAGCUGUUCCUGUCUAUUAUCAGAUUCGCCAGAUUUUGAUCUCCCCAUCCGGGUUUUUUCUGGCCAUCUGCACAGAACAUACCGUCCACAUCGCAGUGCUACCAGAUCCGUCACGGCUGAAGGAGCAUGACCGCUCACUAUUGAAAGUGAAAACGUAUCAGCUUGGCCCGACGGUCCAUGUCAUUCCGGAAUCUCCGCUCACAUCUGUGUUAUGGCAUCCAUUGGCCUACUCCACUGCUUCCACCGACUGUCUUGUCACUGUGACUGCUGAAGCAGCAGUUCGACUAUGGGAAUUUGACAAGGCAAACAGCUGGUCCCUUGACCGUCCAAGAUUGGCCAUAGACCUGCGAAAGCUCGCCGAUGGCGUUUCGUGCGACCAAGACUUUGAGCCGUCCGGCUUUGGCAAAAACCGUGGAUUUUCCGUUGAUGAUUUUGACAUGGAAGUUUCUGCUGCAUGUUUUGGUGGUCGAGGCAGAGAGGACGAAGAUGCUUGGGCAAGUAUGAGUCUCUGGGUUGCCAUGAGGAACGGGGAUUUGUACGCUCUGUGCCCGUUGCUGCCAUCAAGAUGGAAGCCGACAUCAACCACUAUCCCCUCGUUAACCACGACCGCUGUCUCACGAAUGGCAUCAAUCAAUGAUGACGAGACAGACAUGGAUGAAAGACGCGCCGCCGACCAGCAAUAUGAGUGGGUCCAGGAAAUCGAUAACGAGGAGCCCCAGAUUCAACAGUCGACGGAUAGCCUUGGUGAGUUUGAGGUACGGUUCAGACCGCAGAACCCGAGUGCCAUUCCACGUCUCCAAGGACCCUUUGCGAUCGUCCCCGAGGAGGAUGCUUCGGAGAUUGAGGUGUCUGAUAUCCAUGUGUUUCCUGCGAAGCUUGAUGAACAAGAUCUGUUCGAUGGGGAGGAGGAUGAUGAAAUCGACCGGGGCCUCGUCCAACCUAUCCCCUUUACGACCAUUUGUGUUGCCACACCUGAGAAUCAAAUUUGGCUUGCCAUCGAUCUUGAGGGCGUGACAGGACAGUGGCUCCCCAAGAAAGGGAAAAGCGCAUUUGGUGUGCCUUCAUCUGAUGCCACGCCCUUGACAUUGGUCGAUAUCGUUACGCUUGAUGGAUCGACCACGAACCCGGCAGCCAACUGGCCUGUUUUCACUCCAGACAUUGCCUACAGCUAUUCCUUUUUUGUGACGACUUUGAAGCAUGUCUACUCAUUGUCUUUGAAUGAUUGGGUCACUCAGCUAGGUGCCGAACUAUCUGGGACUGAGCCUGUCGAUCCUGGCAUGAGGACCAGGCUGGAAACCCGAUGUCAGAAUCAAGUCUGUGUGACUGACAAGUUAGUGGAGGUACGUGAGCCUUCUGAGGCUCUCUCGGCCCCGACCAUCAUUGACGACACAUCACUCGGAUACUUGCUCUUGACUGCAACCUCGAAUGCUCCCUAUGGAGUGGUUUUCGACCAGUCGCCUACAGGCCCCUCAACUGUCGGCCCCUCAAUUACAGAUUUCACGAUGUCUUCUAGUCGUCUAGAAUCUCAACUCAUGAAUAUGCCGAUGUCACCCAUCGAAACAGUCCCUGCACGAGAGCCAUACUGUCCUCCCAAAAUCUUCUACUUCAACCAGCAUAUUCCCAUUGAUUCCAUGCGCCAACGUCUGCCGCCACAUCUCAAAAAAGCCAUCGCCGAACAACCUAUACGUUUGAGCCCGGCCAUGUUAGAGAUCAUGACCUUCACACACCGUACAGUCGGGGUGCAGUCUGCUCAGCUAGAGAAUGCAGCAGCGGAACUCUUCCGGCGUUGCGAGCGUCUAAGAAUCGAACUUGCUGGUCAGGUCAAGCAGAUGACUGAACUUGCCCAACAAUUGCAGCGCCUUACCGCUACCACGGAGGAGGAUGAAAAUGGCAAUAUCAAGGAGAAGAAGACCCCUGAGACGAGGAUCAAGGAGGCACGAGAGAGGCAGAGCAAGCUGGUGGCAAGAUAUGAGGCACUAAGAAGGAAGGUGGGACGUGUCGGAUCGGCGAACAGAGAAUUGAGCUCAAAGGAACUGGCCUGGAUGCAUGAGAUUGAGAGUCUUGGUCAGAAUGUCGGCAUUGUGACUAAAGAGGACGGAGAGCAAGAGGGUGACGGAAGAGAUACCGCUCUCGACAAGCGAUUUGCAACGGUCAAACAAUUGACUCGUUCCCUUGUGGAAGAAGCUCAUAGUAUCGAGAAAAAGCACCAACAACACCCAAUCUCGCCGAAAGGGCCCCCAACCCUGGACGCAUCCGUAUCCUCAAUCUCUGCAUCAUCAAUCACGCCAUCAAUGUCAGCGUCCCAGAUCACUCUUACGUCUCGCUCCAGUGGAGCUGCCGCUUCUCCGAGAAGUGCCAAUUUCAGUGCACUGGGCGUUUCUAGUCGAUUGCAAAAAGAACGCAUUGCGGAUAUCAUGGCCACGGUUGAGAGAGAAGGUGCAGUGAUUGAGGCGGCCAUGAAAAGACUGGAGAGAUUGAAAAUGGAGUACUAGGAGUGCUUGUGGACGGGUCCUGGUUCUGGAGAGCUCUCCGGUCGUGCAAGAGGAAUUGCUCGAAGGCGGCGACGAUGUACAAAUACUAGGAGGAGGUAGUCGCUUUGAGAAUACAGUCGAAAAGGACAACCGACACCAAUCACUCGGAAUGUAUUAGCACAAGCUUCAUUCUUUGUGUUGACUGAUUGUGGCUGGUGGGGAAUGAGUGCAACUCCAUCUACCGCAGCCUUGUCGGAGCCAUUGGUGUACUGGGUCACGUGUGGCUUCAGCGCCC
Messenger RNA from Cladophialophora immunda, 3206 nucleotides. RefSeq lists its product as uncharacterized. Gene Ontology annotation, molecular function: structural constituent of nuclear pore. The record is from RefSeq and is a predicted model, not a curated record. Gene Ontology annotation, cellular component: nuclear pore. The transcript is spliced from 3 exons. NCBI's taxonomy places the organism in Eukaryota, Fungi, Ascomycota, Eurotiomycetes, Chaetothyriales, Herpotrichiellaceae. Bases 107 to 2932 code for a protein of 941 amino acids. Gene Ontology annotation, biological process: ribosomal large subunit export from nucleus; protein import into nucleus; mRNA export from nucleus.